Molecule: messenger RNA, 5345 nt
Organism: Zerene cesonia (dogface butterfly)
Lineage: Eukaryota; Metazoa; Arthropoda; Insecta; Lepidoptera; Pieridae
Gene: PIG-O
Product: GPI ethanolamine phosphate transferase 3
Exons: 10
Coding region: 194-3016 (940 amino acids)
Biological process (GO): GPI anchor biosynthetic process
Cellular component (GO): endoplasmic reticulum membrane
Molecular function (GO): mannose-ethanolamine phosphotransferase activity
Source: RefSeq, a predicted model, not a curated record
GUGACAAUCAGACGCGGUGUAUUUGACAUAUUCCCUCACAUUUAUAUUAAUUUUCCCUAUCCUUGUUCCUUCUAAUUAAUUUAAGAAUUUUCUAUAAUUUAAUGAAUAUUUCGAUUUUCUUUUAUUCAAGAAUAAUUCUUGACAUUUCAAGUCAAUGACCUGAUACUAAAAAUAAGUAUAGAAUCUGCAAAAAAUGAAAGAAAAAUGGAACUGCAUUUUGUAUCUUAUCUGGUUCUCGUAUUUAAUAAUUGCCGGAAUAUUAAUGUUUGGGCACGGAUUUUUAUUAUCACGAAAAACUCUUGACGAUGUAUCACAAUGCCUAUCUCACGAGAACCUUGGCUGUGAUGGGCAUGAAAGUUUAACCGGGACAACCGAUUGUAAAUCCGACAAGAUUGAACUUUUUCUAAACAACCCUGGUUCACCUUUAUUAUGUUCUUCAUUGCGGAAUAGAGUUGUUCUUAUUUUGGUUGAUUCGUUACGGUUCGACUUCACAGAGUACGACGAAAAUCUCGAAAACCCCUUAUAUUAUCAAAAUCGGUUGCCUAUUAUACACAAAACUUUAAAGAAAUGGCCGGAAAAAUCCAGGUUAUACCGCUUUAUGGCAGACCCACCUACAACUACGUUUCAGAGAGUGAAAGCCCUUGUAACAGGGUCUCUUCCUACAUUUGUUGAUGCAAGUUCAAAUUUUGCUGCCUUGGAGUUACAUGAAGAUAAUAUUAUAGACCAGGUGGUUAGAAGCAAAGGUCAUGCUGUACUCCUUGGUGAUGACACAUGGGCCAGGUUGCUACCAGGACGCUGGCUUCGAUCACAUGCCAUGUAUUCAUUUCACACUUGGGAUUUGGACACUGUUGAUACAGAAGUUGAUUCAAAGAUCUAUGAUGAGUUAAAGAAAGAUGAUUGGACAUUACUACUUGCCCAUUAUCUGGGGGUAGACCAUGCUGGUCACAGAUACGGACCAAACCAUCCGGAAAUGAUGAGGAAACUGAAUGAAACAAAUAGUAGAUUGGAGAAAAUCAUUGAUACACUGCCUUCUGAUGCUAUUUUGUAUGUUAUUGGAGAUCAUGGAAUGACAGAGACAGGCGCAGGUGAUCACGGAGGUGAGACAAAAGCUGAACGCACAGCUGCUUUAUUUGCAUAUUAUAAAGGGGGUUUCGCUGGUGAUGGCAGUGAUAUUGAAAUCGGAAGAGAGAUACAGCAAACUGAUUUGGCUCCUACGGUAACUGCAGCUAUCGCCAGUGUUCCACCAGCUCCAUCCUUGGGCAAUGUAUUGAUGCCGUUACUUCCUAAAAUGUCAAAGACAAAUACAUUGUUGCAUUUAAGCAAUAACUUAAAACAAAUAUCGCAAUACUUAGUGAGAUAUGGAGAAGAAUCUCAGCAGGUGUCCCUAGAUAGAUUAGCUGAACUGAUUAAUUCUACAAGAGACCAAAUAGAAAAAACUUCUAAUGUGAAGACGGAACAAGACCUCAAAACGUAUAUAGCCGAUGUUAGGUCUUUAAUAGACAACAUACGAAGCGUAUUCAGAGAGGUGUGGGUUGAAUUCGAUUCUCUGUCAAUGUUAAGGGCUCUUCUGUUGCUCCUUUUAGCGGUCUUUUUCAAUUGGAUAAUAGCUGAAGGAAUCCCAGUAGAAAGAAUACCGCAUGUAUUUGCCAGUUCCUUCGUCCCCACUGGCGUAAUAUCUAAUGCAGUCUGCAUAUCACUGGUGUACACUGGCUUCUAUUUUGAAUUGUAUGAAGAUCUAGAGAGCGCAAUCAUUCUGUCGACUGGUCUAGUCUCAGGAGCGAUAACUUGUGCGUUGGCUAUACUCCAUUGGGAUGGGAUCACACAGAAAUGGUACGAAGGUCGUACGCAGUUUUACGAGCGAUUCGCGCGUUCUGCUCUAUUCGCGUCUGCCGCUGUUCUAGUAUCCAACAGCUAUAUAAUAGAAGAGGGUUCGGUGCUUUCUUACUUGUCUUUGAGCGUUUUGGGUGUAAUCGCCUGGAACAUUUCCAAUUUGAAGGCGUUAGGUUUAUGGGCUGGGUGUGGGGUAGUUUUAGCUUUAUCUAGGUCCUAUAGGGGUUGUAGAGAGGAACAGGGGGAUUGCUGGACGGCUGGGGGCAAUUUGCCCACGGGGCAAGCUUCGAGGGCAGCUCUGGUUAUAGCGUUAGGUUCGGUGGCAGCGGUUGUUGCGGUUGCUAGGCGACACGUAUCCUGGAGGGGAUAUGGAAUAGUUAUAGCGGGUAUUUUUACUUGUGCCCAUUGGGCUGUCGGUUGGGGCUCACUAGGGUCACCGACUAGAUCUAGACUGCUGGCUCGGGUGGCUUGGCUCUGUAUUGUGACUAUGUUUGGACUUCUUUUGAAGAAAGAUCGUAAUGGCCCGACGGUACCUUUGGUGGUGGUCGGUUUGCUAUUUUAUUUGGCGAAUUGUUUGGUGCUUGGCGCUUCUUAUGCGCCGGCGGCUGCUCUCGCGCUGCUUUCUGGGUUUUUGGUUCUGAACAUCGUUGGUAUGAUGAAGAUUGAAGGAUCUACGAAAUAUUCACUUUCAUCGCGAUGCAGUUCAAGCCUGGCCUGCGUAUGGGCGUUACUUGCAUCCUACCACUUCUAUGGGGCUGGUCACCACCCCACCUUGAGCCACAUACGUUGGACAGCCGUGUUCCACGCCGGUGACCCUAACUACCUGCCAUUUGGACAUGCUAUAUCGUUCCUGUUGAUGACUGUCAGUUUGUUUGGUAUGCCAAUGAUGUUUGGUGCGACAGUGCCGCUGUUGGCACUUUGGGGCCGCAAUGGGGCUCCGAUGGGGCCUCGCUCGCAGUUGGCGGCGGUAUUCACGCUUUGUCUAAAAUUUGCACUUUGUUUCGCUAUCAGGGUUUUCUCAUGUGCAUUAUCAGCAACGAUUCACUGCCGGCACCUUAUGAUUUGGGGCGUGUUCACACCAAAACUACUGUUUGAGGCCGGCGCGUGCGCAUCCGCACUUUUUGGCACCUUACUCGGUGCCGCACUUACCGCGUGGCACCUACCCUCGCAAAACCGUUCCAGUUGACAAAAACGAAAUAAUGCUUGAUAGACUGAUAUUUUUCAUUAAUAUGCAAUAAUUAGGUAAUUGAUGUGCUAUUGUGCGAGUGGGGUUUUGAGAGCGGACGCACAGAACUGCCGUUUUAUAAAUAUUCUGUGUAUUUUUUUCGUUUUUUUUUUGCGGAUACAAAAUAUGCCGUUUUCAGAUGUCAGAGGCACACGUGUUAGAUAAAUUUUGUUCAUUUCUAAUAAAACUCUUCAUACAACUAUGGCGAUUCACAGGAUAUAGGUAUAAUCGUCUUUUAUGACAAGAAAUAUGCGGCCAUUUGUAUUAAACUAAUCAAGUAACGAUAGGUAAUUAUCGAUACAACAACAAAAGCUAUAUAAACCUUGUUUUCAUUGGAACUGCAAUAAUAAUAUUAUCUUUUUUGUUACAACUCAUACAACCUGUAUGGUAUUAGCUUUUUUAUAUUUGAACUUUUGUAAAUGUCUGGGAGUGCUGUUUAAAUUUUUUUGGGAUGUUAGUAUUUGAGUGUGUUGUGAUUCUAGAUUUCGAAUUGAAACGAGUUUUCGACUGAAUAGUCGUAAUUUUUAUUACUUUUUUAUUCAAUGAAAUGCAUAAGGCACUAUGUAUAAGAAUAUGAUUGUCGAAAUUGCGGAUAGUUAAAAUACUAAACGAAGAUUAUCUAGUAUAUAAAAUUCUCGUGUCACAGUUUUCGUUGUCAUACUCCUCCGAAACGGCUUGACCGAUUUUGAUGAAAUUUUUUGUGCUUAUCCGGUAUCUAUGAGAAUCGGCCAACAUCUAUUUUUCAUACCCUUAAAUAAUAAGAGUAAGGCAGAACAGCGUUUGCCGGGUGCAGCUAGUGAUUUAUAUUUAUUUAUAGUCUACCAAAAAUUCCCAAUGCUUUCUUUAUCGACUAGGCACUGCUUCUAGGCAUUUUAUACGCAUUUAGUGUAUGCCGCGUGGUUGGUUUUUAUUGUAUUUUGUUCAAUACACAGAAAACGGUUAAAAUAUUUACUUUAGGUUUUUGAAGUCCGUAACCUAUAUCACUUUAAAUCUAUAAACCUACCUACCUGAGUACGAUACGAUUUAAGAAAAUGUAUAAAGCAGAUAGCUUAGUCCGAUGCACACAUGUUGCGUGACGGAGAUGCGAGAUACGUUUUGUAUAUAUCCAUCCCUGUCACACAUUUAAAUAUGUAGACUUGAAAUUCUAAGCUUCUGAAAAGGUCCAUUUAUAAUACCUAUUCUAACUUAUAUUAAUGUAUAUUUAGAUACAUAUUAUUGUUAUAUACAAGUUACAGGUACUUAUAUAAAUAUAUGACACCAAUCAGGAAUUUUAACAUAUAAAUAUGCAAGUAUAAUUGAAUGUAAUAACGUGUCAAAAUUAUAGACAGGUUGUACACCGAGAAUAUUAUAUAUAAAAUAAUGAAAGGAGGGCUAUAUUGAGGUAGUUAUUUGAUAGCACACGCUGCACUAAAAAAGAGACAAACUACAGUCAGCUCCUGUCGUUAGACAGGGAUGAGUAUAAAUCAAUUGUUACGUAUCGAUUGCUGCUGAGCGCUUAGUACCAGUAUAUAAGUAAUAUGCUGGUAGUCAUAAUCUAUAUAACCUAUGAUUAUUAGCGUGCAACAUAGUAAAACAGAGCUCGCUCGCCUUCGCCAAGUGUCAACUAUGGUAUAAUAUAAUAAUAAUAAUAUACAGUAUAAUAUUGGUUGUGAAUAAAAGUGCUGUACCUACUUACGAAGAUAUAACACGAUAUUCUGUCUAAGAGAGACAGUUGGCAUAUAAAUGUACCACUUAAAAAUAUAGGAAGGCAUUUUUGCGAGGAAUAACUAAAUAAUAUUUACGCAUCAUAACAAAGUUUACCCAGUGCGAGAGCUUGUCCUUGUUGGACUCAUAGUCGGGCAAUUACCUGCCUUUCAUAAUGCCAUUCUAUAACGUGUGUACAACGUAUCUAUAACUUUUGAACUGACUUAGUUAAAUACUCUUUUUCAGUAUUGUAUUUUUAUGCAAAGAACAUUGACGAAUAUGAACGAAAUGUGAGUUAUUUUGAAUUAAAUAUUAUUCAUAUUAAAACGUCCUUCUUGAAAGUAUUAUUUUAUUAUUUUUUUACAAUAACCGUUGCAUAACGAGAUUCUUUUUUUUAUUUCUAAGCAAAUAUUCGUUUAGUUUCUGUUGAUUUAACUCAGUUAAAUAUUUUGCUAUUCAAUUGAAGUUUCUAGUCUUAUUUUAAAGUGCGAUUCAAAUGUUUAUGAAAAAUGUGUGUUUAAUAAAUAUCACUGCCAAAUUGCAAGCUAUAAAUUAGUGUUGUUGUUUUAUAAUGAGAUAAUGUUGUUAAUUUUAUAGUUUUAAAAUU